AUGGACAGGCACAGGCGAGCGCACCCUCUUUUUUCCCACCGACUCGUCGCCAUGCGCACCACAUCUACGGUACCUCCUUGGUCACCCUCAGGCAUCUACCCUACCCAGUGCUCCAUCCGACUCUCCUCCAGAUCGACCCUUGACUGCUCGGCAAACACGGUCCAUCGAGCCAGUACCAAACGGAGCGCUCAAAGGGUUUGGCUUGAUGGCUUCCCGGCUAGCCGCGCGCGCCCUACGGCGACCGGUCCUGUUCGCUGGGACAUGGGUGAGCGAGUCGUGCACCAGAGGCCCACAAGAAAUUUCCGCCGUUGCAGGAACCGUCCUCGCUCCGCUCUCCUCCUCCCUUCUUUCAGAGGGAGAGGGCUCCGCUGUCCAAGUCUCUCAGUCUCCCACCGCCCCUUCGCCGCUCCACAUCACACCAACCCGAACUUGUACAAUAGCCUACAACCCGUGACCGAGACCCAGAUCGCCUCCCUUGGCCGCCCGGGCUGUAACCAGUGCCUCGAUCCCGCCAAGUCAACGUAUGGCAUUCCUUCCACCGGAGCGUUUUAUUUUUUCGGAACCACCAAAGCCGGCAAUGUCGUAGCCAAGGCACACGCCGACAUGAUUGCCGUCUAUGAUCUAGCCAUUUCCAACAGCGAGGUACCUGAGAUGGCUCGGACCGCACAUCAACCUCUGCUCAGCGUCGCAAGAUACGAAGCUUCAAACGAUUUUCAGUAA
Molecule: messenger RNA, 720 nt
Organism: Plenodomus lingam JN3
Lineage: Eukaryota; Fungi; Ascomycota; Dothideomycetes; Pleosporales; Leptosphaeriaceae
Source: RefSeq, a predicted model, not a curated record